AUGGGGCAGGAGAAAGGGGAGAGUGGCAUACUUUUUUGUUUUGCCAAGGGUAUACAAGUGAUCAUGCUAGCAGUAAAGUAGAGCGAGGAAGGACUUAAGUAGGGAACUCCAAAGGUGGACUCCAAAUACUCCAGGUUGAUUAAGCUGCGUUCAGCUCCCUGCUCACCAACAGCGACUGUAAAGACAGAGAGAAAGGAGGAGGGGAAAGAUAAGUGUCAAUCUGUUCAGACUUGUUUGGGAAUUUGAGGAAGGAGGGGAGGAGGGCAAAGACUGAGAGAGACAGCAAAAGGGAAAAGCAAGGGGAGCUCAGGCAUAAACAUUAAAUUUCAGCAGAAGAGUUCAAGUAAAUACAGAGGAAGAAAAAAGGGAGUUUGGUUUGAGUUUAAAAAAAGGAGAGAAUUUGCUGUGUCAUGUAGACGAUGUGAAUGCAGGGAGUGAAUUCUUCUGUGUUGUGCAAUCUCAUGCUUUUGAGCUGAACUGGACCGGGGAAGGACUGCCUAUCUCCCCAGGAUACGACUCUCAGGUGAGUUGCUUUAUAUUACCCUUGGUGGGUCUCUGAUUAACAUAAAGCCUCUGUAGAUAUCCUCUGGUUCAAGCACAGAUUUGGAGUGAGCUUAGUUGUGGUUUACAUGUUACAUGCCGUGCCUAUGUGUCACAGGGCCUCGCUUUCUGAAAGACUUCUUUUGGUAUGUGGUGCUUUGCAGGUCUGUGCUGCAUUCUUGUAGAACUGUAGGAGGGUGUCACCUUUUCUCUCUGGCCUACAUAAUAAUAUUCUACUGUUGAGACAACUUACACCCAGAUAAGUCUUAAAUAACAAACUUUUUUUAGGCCCAUAGUCCAACAAAGGCGUGUGAAAUCUCAGCUUAUGUAGAACUGUAGUUUCCAUUACACUCAACCCUGUGCCAUAAAAAAAUAUGUUAAUGUGUGAUGAACCUUUCCUUUCGGCGUAUUUUGCCCCCUGAAAAAGACUUGAUUCUUCAUGUUGGAUUUCCUAAUGGAUGUUUUUGUGUUCUAGGUUCUCCAAAAUAUGAUACCAUGGGGACCAAAAGGCCCAGCGGCACCAUCUUUGACACAUUAUCUAACAUAAACACAUCAGACCGCAAACUUCAGCCAGGUGGAAAAAUCUCCAGGGAUCCAAGUCCCAGGCCGGUGAUGACUGCCCAGUCAGAGCGAGAGAGAGACCGUGAAGAUGGCAGAAGGAGAGAGAGAGAGUGUGUAAAAAUGAGAGACAAACCGAGAUACAAAGAUUCAGAUCUGAGGGAGCGAUACUACGAGAAGGACCAAGCUCCUGCGCCCCGGCUGAGAGAAAGAGAAGGAGGGAGAGAGUGGAGGGAGAGAGAUAAGAGGUAUGAAGAUGACAGAAGGGGACAAGGGAGGCCUCUGUCAAAUCUUGAGAAGGACUCUGAAAGAGAGAUGGAAAGGGGGAUGAAGAAAGGUGACACGUUUCCUAGAAUGAGAAAAGGCAGCCCAGAAGGUGGAAGACGAAACACAUCCACCAAUGACGUGAAUGAAAGAGGAGAAAGGAGGCAGAGAGAGAGGCCGAAAAGAAUUGACGCUGAUGACUGGGAGAGAGAGCGAGCAUGGCAGAGAGAAAGGGAAAGGGAUCAGAUCCGAAGUAGGGCAAAGGACGAAGGAAGACGACCCGUAGAAGACGUGAAAUCAGGAAGGGAAAGAUAUCAGGGGUCUGAUCAAGACAGGAGAAGAGAAGGAGGUGAUCCACGGGACAGAGUAGAGUGGGAUGUGAGUAGAAAAAGAGAAAAGCCAAAACCUAACGUGAGAGAAAGAGAAGCCAGAGCACCUUCUCCAAAUAGAAGAAGAGACAAGGAGAUUUACCCUGAUAGGAGGGAAAAGGAGAAGGCCCAAAAUGAGGGAAGGAGGGAUACAAGGAGUGAAGGAGACAGCGAUGAGAGAGAGCGGAGAAGGGAGAGAGAGAGGGACAGAGAGAGGGAGGAGUUGAUAUAUCAACAAAGCAAGAGUGAGGGGGACAACAAGGGCAGAACAGAGAGGGAGAAAUACAGGGCAGAAGACAGGCAAAGAUACAGAGACAGGGACAGAGAGGUGGAUCAAUCCAGGAGAAGAAGAGUGGAAAAAGAAAGAGAGAGAUACAGGGAGGAAGACAGGGAGAGGGAAAAAUGGAGGGAUGAUAGAUACAGAGAGUAUGAUCAGAGAAGAAGAAAAGAAAGAGAGGCAGAUCCUAGGAGAGACGACACAACAGGCAAGAGAAGCCGAGCUCAGAACGAGACAGCUCCAAGGGCGCCUCCACGAGCCCAGAGCAGCAGCGAGUUGAGCAGCGACAUGGACAGCGAAAUGAGACGCAGGAGUCGUCCAGACAGUUUCGAAGAGAGGGAACCAGACAGAGAGGGUGAAAGAGGCGCUGAAGAACAGAGAAACUCCGAGAGAAGUCAGAAGACAAGUGAGCGAGGGGAGUCGGCAGAGCAGAGGAGGAUGUGGUUAGAGCCGCAGAGGGGCAAGAAUAGUAAGAGAGAGUUCGAAGACACAGAGAGACACUCGAGGGAGAAAGAAUGGAGGAUGGAGUCACAGGCAGAGUGGGAAAAGGAGGGGCGGAGGGUAAAAGAGGAACCAGAUGAGAGGUACUCAGACCAAAACAGUUACAGAGGAAGACAUGGAGAGAGAAGUGAGCAGGAGAAGGAGUCAGAGGGUGUGAGUGUAGAUGGAGAGGAGGUAGGCGAAGUCUGGAGGGAAUUAGAUAAAGGAGGGAAGGGACAUCUGUCAGACAGCGAUGGAGGGAUAGAGGACCGGUGGCAGAGGGAUGCAGAGGGAGAGAAUGUGACAGAUAACACAGAGGAGAGUGACAGAGAGGAAGAGGGGGGGAGUGAUUACUGGGCACGCUCUGGCAGUGAAGAAGGAGGAAGUGAGACGGGGUGGAAGCAAGAGAGGGACAGAAUGCUGUCAGGAGAGGACGGAUUUGUGACCGUGUCCAGCGGCGGAGACGAGGAGGAUGACAGAGAGGAAGAGGAGUUCGAGGACUGUCAGGAAUUCUGGGAAGGCGGAGGUUCUCGUGAUGGACACUCACCUGUUGCCUCUCAGGAAAAAGAUGCAACGGAAGAAGAGAUGGAUGAUGAGGAAGAAGAAGAGGGGAGAGAGAAGCGGCCAAAGUACGUCUUCUGUGUGAUUGGACAAACGCUGCCGCGGUCAGGCACCAACAAAGUGUCACAUGUCGAUCAGAAGAAGGGAGUGGAAGGGGAUGACGAAAGUUUGGAAAGUAGUCAUCGUGGAAAUGAUGACGCCACACAGCAGCCUCAGAGUGACCUGAGGAGAAAUGACGACAUCAACAACCAGGACGCUGGGACAUCUGAAGUGGACAUCAGAUACAGAGCGUCGUCGGAGCAUCAGAGUGCAGAGACUGGAGAAGGAGCCGAGAAGAAAGUGGAGCAUCCUUACGCUGAGAUAGGGACGAUUAAAAGAGACUCACAGACUGAAAAACUCCUCAUAAAGUGGAGAGAGAAAAACAAAGACGGGCUGGACAGAGAGGGUGAGAAUGAUUCACCAGUUCCAGAUAAUCCUUAUGCUGACAUUUUCUCUCAAGUAGAUUUGAGGCAAAUUCAACCCAUCUUGGACGAGAUUAACUCUGGAGCGAUGAGUCCGGAGGAGGUGGAAGCCAUCAGGAUAAGAAUGAGCGGUGCAUGGAGCAUGUCCGAGGAGCCCAAGAGGCAUUCCCAGGCCCCCCACCUUAAAUGGGCCAAAAAUGUGGUGCGGGAGAUCCUGGGACGCUCUGAGGAACAUGCCUUAGAAGAGUCCAACAAAUGCGUACAGGAGGAGGAGGUUGAAGAAGGGACCGGAGAGAGUGUUCUAAGGUCAGACCAGGAGCACUCAGAACCCGAGCUGGAGGAGGAAGAGGAGGGGGAGGAGCCUCUGGAAGUGGAGGGAUUGAGAGGUAUGGGGCAGAACGGAGCCCGCAUGCAUGCUGACCAGUUUUCAGUUAUGCAUGGUGACACAUACACUCAUGCUGACACACUGUUAGACUCAGAGAGGAAGGAGGAUCACAGUACGGACAAACACGCAGAAGAAACGGCAGAUGUAGAGUUGAGAGUUAGCAAAGAGGCAGGUGAGGAAGGUCAAAUAUCUAAGGUAGAAGACCAAGCAAGCAGGGAUAAGGAAGUGGAGAUGUACUUAUCUGUGAGCAACACGCUGUACAAACCGAGCAGCUGCCCCAUUCUUAACUAUGACACAGAGUCUGAUCACCUUUCCUCCAGAGAGAGUGAGAGGCAAGAGGCAGAGGAGGGGAGGGGGGAGAGUGAGGAAGAAAAGCAGGGAGCAGAGCCUGAAGAGAGGGGUACAGCAGAUGCGGCGGGACACAUGAGGGAGAGAGAGAUGCUAGCGGAUGAGAAAUCAAACGGAAGCACGCUGACCAGCAGCUGCAGUUUCCGAGAUUUGGGCCCCGAGGCUCGGUUACGGAGAAGGGGGAUUCGGAAAACCACUGAGAGAAGACAAGGAGAGCUUGUAGAAGUGGAUGAAGAGGAAGAAGGUGUUGGAAGGGAUCGCAGACCCAGAAUAUUCUCGACAACAGGUAAAAAGAGGAGAUGGAGGGUGGAAAUUCCGAUCAUCUGCUAAAUUCAGUCUGAGAAAAUCACAGUACUACCUCUUCUUUGGUUGUAACGUUUGAUUCCUUCCUGGUUUCUCCUGAAUCUUCUAACCUUAAUCCUCUAAUCAGUUUGACCUAAAAUUCUGGCCUUGAUUGCCUGUAGAGGAAGAAACCGUUUAUGAGCCUAAUUCAGUUCACGCCUGUGAUUUUAUUCCCCUCUAAUCACAGAUAAACUUGUAGUCACAUCCUCUGCUUUGCCCUCUGGGUUCUUGCAUCAUCCCUGUUGUUACAUUAACCAGAGAAUCUACAAUCUCAGACAGACAUCUGCUGAAAAACAUGUUCCGUGGACACAUCACUUAACUCUAAACUGGAAGUUGCGUCACACUGUUGUGGUUCCAGGUAGUGGGUGGAGAAAAAUGGAGGUGGGGGGAGAGAGAGGAGCGAGAGCUAAAAGGCUCGACUUGAUCCUGUUUGAGACACAACAUAAGACGCAUGACUUUAAGACACACUAGUUUUUUUGUUGAUCCUGAAUUUCUUGAUUGAUUCCACUUAUUUAUUUUAUUUUUUAACUAUUUACUAGUAUUUAUUUAUUCUUCAUUAUUCAGACAGCCGCUGUAGUCUCCUGAUAGGUAUGCUUUUGUGUAACGUCGCAACGAAUGAAUACUUUUAUCUUGCAGAUGAUGAAGAUGAUCGUAGUAGAAGCUGGGGAGAAGUGGAGCUUAGGUGAGUAAAAUCUUCUCACAUCUGACAGAAAAACAAGGUUUUAAGAUAUCAGUUUUUUUCAGUAGUAGUUCAUUGAAUGUACCAGUGACAUUUUAGGUCUCUUAAGAUAGUUCCUUUUCUGAAUUCUCACUACAUAAAGAACCAAAAAGCUCAUUCUGACAUCUUUACAAACUCCUUUUUGGAAGUUUUCACUGUCAUUAUAACCUCUUCAUGAUGCCUCUUUCUUGAAUUUGCAGAAAUGUUUUGGAAACAAUCGACAGACGGAAAAGAAACUCCAGGUUUUUCAGUGAGUAUCCUUAUAGUAUUUUUUUGGCACAAAUCAAAAACACAAACUGUAUAAAUUCUCUUUUUCAUAAUUUUUUGUGGAGAUGAUUUGUUUUGGGUCAUGUCUUUCCUCCGCCAAAUACUUAAAGCUGGAAAUAGAUGAUGUAAAAAAGGCAGACAGUGGACAGCAUGCACCUUAGGAUGCUCGUAAGAAGCCACUGUGAUUAGAAAUCGAACUUGUCUGUGCAGAUGACCAUUCAGAAAAUUUUUGAGUCAUUGAUUUCAUCCAUGACGGGAUUACCUUAGUACAGAUAAAGAAGUUGAUUGUUCGAAACGCACAGGUAGGCGACUUAGUGACGUGCUUUUUGAUAACAUCUACUCCAUCUUCAGCCAGAAAAAACAUGACGUAGCUGAGUAUUUCCUCUCUAGUCGACAUGAUUCACAGCUACGUGAAAACAGCCCCGUUAACUGUUUAUCUUGAAUGUUUGCUCAGAGUUCUAGUGUGACACACAAAUGAGAGGAAAUCUUUGUUCAGUUUACAGUUGGCUCGCUUCGCUUUAAUAAUGAAACUUAAAACAAGUUUUAUGGCGGUGGCUCUUUGACCUAUGAUUCAUGCUGAUAUUGCGAGAAAUGGGACAGGAGAGUGUGUGCGAGUGUUGUGUGUCUGUGCAAGCCACAGACAGGUUUGUGCAAGUAUUCAUAUCCACUAAGUUGAUGCUGCUGCGACUUUGCAUUCCGACAAGUACGUGUAAAAGGAAUGUCGAGUGCAAACAGAUUCUCUUGGCUAACACUGUUUUGGUCUCUUUCCAUCUUCUUCUUUUUGCUUCCUGUAUUUUUCAAUCUUACUCUCCCAUUACUCCCUCUUUUUUUCCACUUUGUUCUUUAUCUAUCUCUCAGAUGCUGCCCAGCUUUACCAGCAGUACAGCGAGGCCGCUCAGAACUUCGAAAUCCUUCGGCAAGCUCGCUCCUCUGAUGUCAUCUCUGUGAGUGAGGACGCUCCAAGGUCACCUGCUCCUUCGCCACCUCCAGCCCGCAGACCUCUACCACCACUUCCUUCUGUUCCACAUCCCCACUCCUUGGCCCACACUGGUUCUAUCACCAGUAUCAAAAGCUUGCCUGUCCCAACUCCCAGUAGGCGCGAGGGCAGGCCCACCUCCCCUCGUCUGUCCAUCUCUCUCACACAGUCGGCCACACUGUGGCGUGAGCUGCCGGGUGUCAGGAACAGCACUGAGCUGGAAGAGCUCACAGAGGACCAGAGACGACUACAGGAGGUAACAUGUCAGCUCGCUGCUCCCUUUAAAAAAAAAGUCCUUUUAUGGCAGAAAACUCUAAAAACAGUUAAUGAGAUGGAUUUUGCCUCUAUAGCGCCUUCAUUUUUGAGGCAGUGUUUUUUUCAAGUAACUUUUAAGAUUUAAAGGAGAGAGAGAUUUUUUUAUACUGAUCAUGUGAAAACUUCUAUCCAGACACCUGAAAUGUUCCAGUUUAUGUACAGUCAAUUUUCAGCGGAGGAAGGAAGCGUGGAAAUGUUUGUGCUUCACUCUUUGGUUGCACAACAUUCUUGCCUUAAUAAAAUUCAGGAGAAUCCUCGGGGGCAAGUAAAUGCAUGAUGGUCGUGUUUCACUUUCUUUCAGCCUCACUUACUUUGUGACUGUAAGUUGCAAGUUGACUGUGGAGUUUGCUUGUGAAAGAUAUCCAGUUGAGGUUAAUGUGAUUCCCCUCUUCGUGCUCAUUUAAAGUAAAGUGUUUGGGCGUCAUCUAACAUCAGCAGUUUUUCUGUUCCUUGUCAAUUUCUGUGUGAUUUUCUGGAAACGGCGUAACCAACAUGAGUCAGCCUCUUACCCUUAUUACCUCACAUGUCACACUACAUAGAGUAUGUGAUAUCUUCUGUCUUGCCUCAUCCCAGAAUAACCCUCCCAAUAAUCUAACUAUUACUGGCAGAACAUCGUCUCCCACAGGAAGACUGAUUGUGUAAACAAUUUGUUGUGUUUUUCCUUGUACUGAAGGUAUUUCCUGUGAACUUAAAAACAAACGUGUUUCCAAGUUGGAGCCCCUUACUUCUUGUGAAAUAUUCCUCCUGUUAGUCACAUCUUUGUCAAAAUUCCUCAGAGUGAAGAGACCCCAUGUUUUUUAAGCUCUUAACGUGACUCUUAAACAAUAUCUACACAUGUUCUCAUCAGUUUAUCUCCUGUGUUUUUUUGCUUCUAGGUGAGGUUUGAAGUGGUCACAUCCGAGGCCUCCUACUGUCGCAGUUUGGACAUUGUUGUUGAACACUUUGUCAAGUGCAAACAGCUGGGGUCGCUGUUGACCACUCAGGAUAGGAACUGGCUGUUUUCUCGGCUGGCUGACGUUCGCGCCAUCAGCCACAGGUCAGAAAUGUUUCAACUUAUAGAAAGCAAGUUUGUUAGUCAAAGCUGAGUCUACAUUUUCAUUUAGACAUGUUCAUCAUGAGUAGAUUGAGUGGAUAUUGUAUCUCUUUGUGUCACAAACCAGUAGAAGUGAUAGGCUUAAGGGAUUUUAAUGGGUUUUUUUGUGUGUAGUUUCUUGUCAAAGCUGGAGGAGCGGGUCGAAUCACACAUCAUGGAGUUCACUGUGUGUGACAUCAUCGCUCGGCAUUGUCAACGCUUCAAAAUGGUUUAUGUUCCCUACCUCACAAACCAGUCCUAUCAGGACGCCACCUACCAGAGACUAAUGUAAGCCUCCCAGACAAGUGAUUUUUUUAUGUUUGCUUAUUUGUAGCAGGAUGACUUUUGCUUCAUACUGCUCACAAACUCCAAUAAAAACACUUUGUACAGGAAAUAUGAUUUCCAGUUUAUAAAACAUCCAAAUACUGUCAACUUUAUAACUCUGUAACUUGACUUUCUCUUUUUCAGGAAUGAGAAUCCAGGGUUCAAGCGGAUUGUUGAAAAAUUAGAAAGGAGUCCUGUGUGUCAAAGACUCCCUCUACGAUCCUUUCUAGUCCUUCCCUUCCAAAGGAUCACAAGAAUAAAGCUGCUGGUCCAGGUGUGUAUGUGUGUGUGUGUAUUUGUGUGUCUAUGAACCCAUUGAAAAUGCUCAAAAUGGCACUCUCAGUAUGAAUUUAACACACGCUUGAUGUCUCUGUGCAGAACAUUGUGAAGAGAACAACUCCUGGCACUCCAGAGGCGACUCAAGCGAUCAAAGCGUUGAAACUCCUGGAGAAGGUAAAACUAACUCCUCCUUUCACUGCAUGCUAACUGAGAGUGGCUAUUCUUAAGAAAACACAGAAUCUCCUUGAAGAUUAACCUCCUGUCUUUUAUCCUUUUUUUUAUAGCUUAUUCAGGAGAGUAAUGACAGCAUCACUCAGAUGAAGAGCAUCGAGUCCCUGGUCUCUCUCAGUGCUAAGGUGGACUUUGAGUGCAGGGUAAGUGAUAACAAUAAAAGAUGGGAUUGUUGUUUUAUUAUGUUAUCUGUUUCUGUUUUUAUCUGUUUCUAAAACUGUAGAUGAAUCGAAGCAAUGACAAAGCAGCUUUUUAUUUGACAGUAAACCUCUCUCUUUGCAGUAUCUUAUUCGUGAAGUUUUUCUGGCAACUGCCUGACUGUCAGUCUUUGUAUUCUUGUUUUUCUUAAUUCUGUCUUAAUAAUAUUUAGGGAAUAUAUAGUAGCUUAGCUCAAGGUACACAGUGUACCUAUAGUAGCUUAGGUACACUGGCUCUCAGAUGGAGAGAGGUUUCUCCUUCAAAAGAUUGUAAUAGUCAGACUCUUUAUUUCCUCUAGUUUUUCUCUGUGCUCUUGGUGUGUUCAUUAGCGCUCAUGUGUGUAUUUUUAUGUGUGUAUGUCUUUUGUAGACCCUGCCUCUGAUCAGUCAGUCUCGCAGGUUGGUGCGAGAAGGCCCGGUCACUGAACUGAUGGAUUUCUCUCUUAAGGACACAGAGAGGAAUAUUUACUUGCACCUUUUCACUGACUACUUGCUAGUUUCACUACAAAAAGAGUAAGUCAAUGAAAAUGUCCUGCAUUUUCACGGUCAUCCAUCUUUCUUAUUACAGUUUUGCUACAUCCUGUUUACCUUCAUGCAGUCUGUUAUCGUCUCACCAUCUUAUCUUCGUCCGUCCUUCCGCUGACUCAUUUUUCUUUUCUGCUGCUGACAGAGGGGGACGAUUUACAGUGAUUGACCAUGCUCCUGUAUCAGAACUGCGCGCAGAAAACUGCCGUGUUAAACUCCACUCCCUCCAGAAGAACUUGAUCCGGCUGCACAUGUCAAACAGAGCCCUGCUGCUACGGACUGACACACAGUAAGAGACUGGCACAAUGGCUUGGGAAGUCUAGAUCAUAAAGGGGUAAAAGGUUUGCAGAGUAUACACCAAACUUUUCUUCUUCGUUUUUCAGGAGUGAUAAGCUACGAUGGAUAUCUGCUCUUUCUCGACCACAUGCUGAAAUAGAUUUUUCUGCUGCACAGGGUAAAGUAUAUAAAGAAAUUUCUUCCUCUAGGGGUGGUUCACUCUCAAAUAGAAAUAAACCAGCAGGACGAGGAUAACAUCCUGGUAGUCCCACAAAUACAGUGUGCUCAUUUGACACUUAAAUUCAGAUAUCAAAGCAGAACAGUUAAGAGUAUGCAAACUGCAGCAGGUAGAAAACAGGGACCCAUUGGAGCAUAUCUCAAACCAUUAUGAAAAUAUCAGCACUCUGGGAGGGAAUAAAACUUUUAUAUCAGCUUUAUGCAAAAUUUCUGAACGUAACCAAGUCCCACUGCUAAAUGAAAGGUGAUAGUUUCACAAUAUCUUCUGAAUGCAAUUCAUAAUUCUAUGCCAAUGAUGCAUGACACAAUGUCCCACAAUGUAAAAAAUGUUCUUUUUCUGCAUUUUUCCAUCAUAGAUUAGGCCUCAAAAACGAUUGACUUACAUCAGCUUACUUGGCUAUGUACAACUUCUCCUUCAUAUUCAUCACCCAGCCAGAGUAUUUACACUUAUACAGGUAUAUAAACAUGUUCUGUCAGUAUCCUAUAAACUCACAGUCAUUACAUGCCGUUGUAAGAAGAGUACAACCACAUUCUGUUACAUUAAUAAUAGCUGCAUCCAACAUAAUGGGAGUCAAUUCAGGAGCCAGGCUCGGUUCAUGCUGCCCCCUGCUGGCAGCUAACUUCAUCUUCAGCAUCAGUCCUCUUAAAUCUUGUGUGUCAUACUUAUUAUGCUUUUCUUGUAAGUCAUCAUGUUUAAAUGUCUGCCAGCUCUGCCUUUCAGGAAGUCUUGGUGUACAAAAUCAUGUAUAAAAGUGGCAUUAUUAUAUGACCUGGUUCACCCAAAAGAUUAUUUUGUGCGCCUAUCACACUGUAAGGCUGCCACUAUGUUAGGCAAUCUCACUUACAAAUCUGUCCACUUGUAUUUGUAUACCAGAGGUCAUCGAGGGUCAACUAUUGUUUACGGUGAUACGGAGUGGAUUAGAGAAGCAAUCAAAAGACAGAAAGCAAAGGAAUUAUUAUAAAACCACAAGAAAGGUUAAAGUAGGGCCUUUAAAUUUAGAUCUAUUUGAUGUGAUGGUUUAAAAAAAAGGUAAAAUAUAGUGUAAAAAAUAAAGAGUAAAAUGUACUGAUUUGGUCAAAUAAGUUCAGCAGUUGAAAUCAGGUUCAUCUUGGGUGGAGCUACAAAGAGGAUGACACUUUGUCAUGCGUCAAUGCGCUCACAAAGACUAGAAAGGUUGCCCCACCUUCACACAUUUAAAAAGAAAAGUGAGUCAAAUGUGUUGACAGUCUGAAACUCAUGUGAAGAGUUUUUCUUACGCAACCCUCUAAGAAUACAAGAAAAAGAACUUUCCUCUCUGAGCACUCUUUUCUUUUUAAUAUUUACCUUUUUAUCUAAAUGGUCUUACAUAAGUUGACAGGCCUGACCUCUCUUAUCUUUUAUUUUUACAGAUUUUACUCAGAUGCAGUGCAUCCGAGCUUUCAUUGCCCAGCAGCCUGAUGAGUUGUCUUUGGAAAAAGCUGAUAUCAUUCUAGUGCACCAACAGAGCAGUGACCGUAAGCCCAUCACACUAUCUUAUUUUAGUCUUUCUCUACCUCAUAGUUUAAUUCAGCUGUGAUUGCAGAACUGACCUGAUAAUACAGAUAAUGAGUAUUGAGGAGCACUGAGCUGGAUUCUCUCUCUUUCUUAGAUUGGGUUGAGGGGACCAGACUGUCAGAUCGGCAUCGUGGAUGGAUACCCGAAUCCCAUUUGGAAACCAUCAGCAACUCCAGAGUUCGACAACACAACCUGUCAGAUGCCCUAAAACUGAGAACAGCCACAGCCGCUGUUUGAUCAGGAUGCUGAGAAUGGGACUAAAAGGAGAGAGGUCGACUUCGAGGAACAGGAGCUAAAGCGUUCUGUUUCUAACUGCUGCAAACAGAGAGAUGGACAUUCAUUAUUCAGAGUGGGAAUAACUCUUGUUGAAAUGUUAGUGCAGCAAUAGAAAUACUGCAAAAAUGCAUCUUUAUGUAGCAUUAGGUCUCACUUGUUUCACUCACUGAAACGCUAAAUUACCUGAGAGUGACCUGCGAACUGCUGAGGCCUGCAUCAAAUUGUGACUCUUUUCACUUUGUACAGUAAAACAUCAGUAAACUAGUAUAUUUUAAAAGGGACUUUUCUUGGAAAAAGAUUAUUUCUUGCAAAUCUGUUAUUAUAUGUGUAUAUUGAACAUAAAUUGCAAAGUGAGUGAAUGGUGCAUUCAUAAUCAAGCUGACAGAAUGGAACAAAAUGUACAAGAAAUUUUUUAGAUGUACAGAUGAUACACUGAAGACAUUUCAAUAAAAUCUGGAUUGGUGUCAACAGAGACCCCUUUUGAAAACAUG
Xyrichtys novacula (pearly razorfish) is the source of this 12302-nucleotide messenger RNA. The record is from the annotation of a GenBank genome assembly. NCBI's taxonomy places the organism in Eukaryota, Metazoa, Chordata, Actinopteri, Labriformes, Labridae.